This is a messenger RNA of Salmo salar (Atlantic salmon), 1948 nucleotides long. RefSeq names its product CD276 antigen homolog. Gene Ontology annotation, biological process: cellular response to lipopolysaccharide; cell surface receptor signaling pathway; positive regulation of T cell proliferation. The record is from RefSeq and is a predicted model, not a curated record. Gene Ontology annotation, cellular component: external side of plasma membrane. Lineage: Eukaryota; Metazoa; Chordata; Actinopteri; Salmoniformes; Salmonidae.
CGAUUUGCUUUAGAGAAGCAACGAUAUGACUAACAAGCAUUCUGACAAAAGAUCACAGAGAAGGCAGGGCGCGAAAACAUGUCUAUCAUCAAGAGGAGGGAGAGAUAGCUCAGUGAAAGACAUUUUGGCAAGGUGAACCUUGACGGUCCCAGUGAUCUGCGUACUGUUGAUUGUGAUAGUGAUCUUCCUGAUAGGAAUGUGUGCCCUGCAUGCAAGCAGAAGGAAAAUAUUUACUGAGCAAAAAUGCUUCCUCAUAACAACCACCUCGCGGAAAUAGCUUGUGAUAGAAACAGAAUGUUUUGACUCAGCACACAGCGUGGUGCAUGAAAGAGUGACAGGACAACGAUAAUGAGAUAUUGUGGUGAAAUGCUGCUACUAGUGUGUGUUGAAGUUGUUUGUACAGGAGGAUUUUGUAAACAUGGAUUUGAUGAAACGAUUGAUACCGGAAAUGGAUAAUUAUAUCACAGUUAAGGAGGAGCCACACUGGACGGACAUCAGUAUCUCAUUCAACUUUCCUUUCUGCUUAGGAGCAGGUGGGGCACAGUAGGCAGUAAGCUCCAAACUUAAAGGACUGUUUAUUUGAUUGUUUAUUCAUCCAUAUAUCCUGAGUGCAAUGGCCAGACUAAUAUCUAUUUGUAUUUGGCUGUUAUCAGUUGUAGACUCAUCUCAGAUGUCGAGCCAUCUCAUCAUUGGGAUUCUUGGAAAGUCCAUCAUGUUGCCUUGCAGCCUGAAUUCCUCUGCACCCGUUGUCCCAGCAAGUCUCACACUCUACUGGACAGCAAGACUCAAGCACCAGAAGGAGGACCAAGUGGUCCAUGCCUUAUACAACGGGAAAGAGAACAACGACCCCCAAUUUCCAUUCUACAGAAACAGGACGCAAAUCUUCAAGGACCAGCUUUCUUCUGGGAAUUUCUCCCUAUUGCUCAAAGAUUUAAGGGUUGAAGAUGACCUCACAACUUUUUUCCUCUUUUAUCAUCAAGAGGAUGGAAAUUACAACACACUUAACCAAAACAAAGAGAUGUGCUUGACCACUGUAAAAGUAGCAAAAAGCUACCAUAAACCCAUUGUGACAGUGAACUAUGAAGAAUGGAAGGCAGAAUGCACUUCUCAGGGAGGCUACCCUAAACCUAGACUGACCUGGACCAAUCAGAACGGCUUACUAGACCCCGAGGUUCCUCAGAUUGUUCAGGAUCCAGGAAGUGGAACAAUGAACAUUUCCAGCACGGUGAACAUCACAGAGAAUCAGACUGUGACGUGUGCCAUCUUCAACCCGACUCUGAAAGAGACCUUGAACACCACAAGAUCAACAGGCGAGGAGCAGGUGGGCCUCUCGAGCGGCAUAAAAGCAGGGAUUGGUGUUGUUGCUGUUGCUGUGAUUGGGUCAGCACUGGUGUUUGUCUGCUGGAAAAGUGAGUCAUGCAAUUGUUAUCUUUCAUCACAGUUGAGUUUCAUGUCACAGCGGAAUCUCCUGAAUGAAUAUGAUGACAUUAAGCAACUCUCUCUUUGUCACUCCAGAGAGCAUGCAACAGAAUGGUGCCGAUACACAGGAGAUGGGCCCACUACGACAUAGUGUGUGCUCCAAUGUGUGCUUUACUACAAAGUGUUAAACUGGUAAUGUAGAUCAAAUAUUGAUCUAUAGAAUAUUUUUUUUAAUCAAUGUUACCAUUUGACCCUUAAACCUUUAAUACAUUUUCAUCCCAGGAUGUGACUGAACACAGUGCCACAGUGCUGUUAGGAACAAGGUCACUCAAGAAUAGGGUUCUCUAGCUACUAAAAUACCUAACCUCAAUUUUGAUUGAUUAUUUGUUAGUACAGUUGAAGUCGGACGUUUACAUACACUUAGGUUGGAGUCAUUAAAACUUGAUUUUCAACCGCUCCACAAAUGUCUUGUUAACAAACUAUAGUUUUGGCAAGUCGGUUAGGACAUCUACUUUGUGCAUGACACAAA